Messenger RNA from Nematostella vectensis (starlet sea anemone), 1779 nucleotides. RefSeq names its product transcription factor Sox-21-A. Gene Ontology annotation, molecular function: RNA polymerase II cis-regulatory region sequence-specific DNA binding; DNA-binding transcription factor activity, RNA polymerase II-specific. NCBI's taxonomy places the organism in Eukaryota, Metazoa, Cnidaria, Anthozoa, Actiniaria, Edwardsiidae. The transcript has 2 exons. Gene Ontology annotation, biological process: cell differentiation; regulation of DNA-templated transcription; anatomical structure morphogenesis. The record is from RefSeq and is a predicted model, not a curated record. The coding region runs from base 144 to 977 and encodes 277 amino acids.
CCAUAAUCACGCGCCUACCACUGGUACCAUAAUACUGUGAUGUUGCUCCUUUGGUAACGUCAGUUCACUAGAGCAGAGCUCGCGAUCACAGCUCAGCGAUCACAUAGCGACACAGCGGAGAGUAUACACACAGUUCCUACAACAUGGGCAAGCAAGAAGACGGGCAUGUGAAGAGACCGAUGAAUGCGUUCAUGGUUUGGUCACGAGGCAAGAGAAAGCAUUACGCCAGUAUUAAUCCACGAAUGCACAACUCUGAGAUCAGCAAGAGGUUAGGAGCGGAGUGGAAAAUGUUGACGGCUGAAGAGAAGGAGCCAUUUAUAGCGGAGGCAAAGCGCCUGCAAGCACUUCACAUCCAGGAGCACCCGGACUAUAAGUACAAACCCAAACGGCGCAAACCCAAAUCAGUGCAGAAGAAAGACCUCGCUUCCCCUGUCUUCUCCCCGUACGCUGCAUCUAUGAUGGCGGUUGACAAAUUCUCGACGAAUCAAUUGCCACAAACAAUAGCUCAUUCAGUUGCUUUGUCCCAGGAUCCAAUGUAUUCGAAAAUAAAUGGUGGACCGCCGUUUCAUCACUCCGUGUCGCCGGGUUACCCCGUGAUAUACCCGAGUGUCAGUAAUGGAGGGAAUGUGCACUCAGGCUCGCCUUCUUCCCGCCAAAUCUUCGCCGGCGCCAUGGACAGUACUCACUCGUUUCGCGCGAGUGAUAUGAUGGCGGGUCGACCAGUGUAUAGCAGUCAGGGCUACCAGGGGGCUCUCCACUCGCAGGUCCAGCAGCGACUAUCGCAAGUGGAGGAUAGCAGAGGUAUGAAGUCCAUGAACGCGACUCCGAGUCCACCCGUGUCAAGUCCCGACCCCAUGUCUAAAGCGUACUCGAGCUCCGAGCUGAGUAACCAACGAGUGUGGCAGCCACAGCAGGACCUAACCAGACCCGUCGCUUACGUACCGAUUCAUGAGGUGAAGCUUGAAAGGCGCUAUUAACGAAAGAACUCUCUCACUCUCGCUUCAUAACUACUCGAGCCGCCAUCAUGCGAGAAUGGCGCAUAACUCGUCAACAACUAAACUAACUAUCUUUAAAAUACUUUAAUCUGCAGGCAGAAUCGAUAAAUUAAGAUUUCUAAUACCCUAAACUUCUUUAACGAGCAAGUAACUCAAGUAUACCCGAGAAUAGCUUCUUGAGUAUCUAAAGAGAAUUGAAAAGAUACUAGUCAAUCAAAUUUGACAGGGAGAGCUUUUGAUUUGUCCUAUACACGCCAAAUGUUUCUCUUGCGAUUUGCUUGGAUUCGGGAUCCAAUUUCUCUUUGUGUGGAAAAGUUUGACAUAACAUCGCGGCGUUGUAUGAGAGGACAAUUAAAGAUCUCUUAAUGUUUUCGAGUGAUUGCAUGGACAAUCAGAACUCUUGAGAAUGUUUCUUAUUCUCACUAAAAACCUACUGACACGAAAAGGCAAAUAUCAGCGCUGUCAUUGGGGGGCAGCAAAUGCGUAUAAAAGAGAUAUGCUCAAUAAACUAUAUUUCUCAAAACUCUUGUAAAUAUUGUACAGAAGUAUAUAACCUAAAAAAAUACGAUUUGACAAGAGAUAUAUAAAUCUCUCACUUUUGACUGUUUCUUCCUGUCGCGCUUGAAAAGCUGGUAGCAAGCGCUCGUGCGCGCUCAACUAUGUAGCCACUUUAUGUGUGUACAAUUGUAAAUUGUCCAAGCGGCUUGUUUCGCGUACGAAUAUAUUGUAAAGCUUGGUCAAAAGUAUUGUAAUAUUGACAGAGAAAUUAAAUCUGUUUAAACAA